Lizanozyma spartinae is the source of this 906-nucleotide messenger RNA. RefSeq names its product diphthine methyl ester synthase (gene DPH5). Bases 1 to 906 code for a protein of 301 amino acids. Lineage: Eukaryota; Fungi; Ascomycota; Pichiomycetes; Serinales; Debaryomycetaceae. The transcript has a single exon. The record is from RefSeq and is a predicted model, not a curated record. Gene Ontology annotation, molecular function: diphthine synthase activity. Gene Ontology annotation, biological process: protein histidyl modification to diphthamide.
AUGUUGUACUUGAUUGGAUUGGGUUUAUCCCAUGAGACAGACAUUACUGUUCGUGGUUUGGAAACUGUGAGAAAAUGUAAAAGGGUGUAUUUAGAAGCUUAUACUUCGAUUUUGAUGGCAGCUGAUAAAGAAUCAUUGGAAAAGUUCUACGGUAAGGAAGUCAUUUUGGCUGAUAGAGAAUUGGUUGAAGGUGGAACAGAUGAAAUUUUAGCAGGUGCUGAAGUUGAUGAUAUUGCAUUCUUGGUUGUCGGAGAUGUUUACGGGGCUACAACUCACACUGAUUUGGUUUUGCGUGCUAAGGAAAAGGGUAUAAAAUAUGAAGCCAUUCAUAAUGCAUCCGUUAUGAAUGCUGUAGGAGCGUCAGGCCUUCAGUUAUAUCAAUUUGGACAAACGAUCUCCUUGGUAUUUUUCACUGACUCCUGGAAGCCAGAUUCAUUCUACAGUAGAAUUAUGGAAAAUAGAAAGAUCGGCUUGCACACUUUGAUUUUGUUAGACAUCAAGGUCAAAGAACAGAGUAUAGAAAACAUGGCCAGAGGCAGAUUAAUUUAUGAACCCCCAAGAUACAUGAAUAUUGCUACUGCUGCUGAACAAUUGUUGGAAAUAGAAGAGAUAAGAGGUGAGAAAGCUUAUACCCCAAACACUCCAUGUAUUGCAGUUUCCAGAUUGGGAUCCCCUUCUCAAACUUUCAAAGCUGCUACUUUGGAGGAAUUGGUCAACUAUGACUCUGGAGAACCAUUACAUUCAUUAAUUAUGUUAGGUAGACAGGUACAUGAUUUGGAAUUAGAAUUCUUGUAUCAAUUCUGUGAGGAUCCAGUUGCCUUCAAGAAGUUUGUUGAAGAGGAUCAAGAAUACUUCAAGCCUCCACCAUACGUUCCACCUCCAGAUGAUGCUGAUGAUGAUUUAUAA